Rhinocladiella mackenziei CBS 650.93 is the source of this 1449-nucleotide messenger RNA. RefSeq lists its product as uncharacterized. Gene Ontology annotation, molecular function: succinate-semialdehyde dehydrogenase (NAD+) activity. The transcript is spliced from 4 exons. The record is from RefSeq and is a predicted model, not a curated record. Lineage: Eukaryota; Fungi; Ascomycota; Eurotiomycetes; Chaetothyriales; Herpotrichiellaceae. Bases 1 to 1449 code for a protein of 482 amino acids.
AUGGAUGCCACCAACGGAACCAAGUUAGAGAUCAUCCCUCUCGUCAUCGAUGGGAAACCCACUAGCGCAAAUCCAUCCAUCACAUUCCCGGUCUUUGGCCUGGAGCAACAGCGAGACGUCUUCCUUGCAGAAUCUGCAGAUGUAGACGCCGCUGACCGUGCGGCCAACGCGUCAUGGAAGACAUUUCAGACCUGGAGGAAAACACCCAGCGUUGAUCGUCGACGACUGCUGAAUCGCUACGCCGAGCUUCUUCGUAACCAUGAAGAAGAGUUUGUCCGGUUCCAGCGCCUGGAAGUCAGUAUGAACGAGAUAUGGGCGAGAAAGAAUGUUCAUCUCGCUGCGGAUUUGGUGGAAGAGAUCGCCGCGUGCGUGACGAGGCUGGAGGGGCUUAUUCCCCCGACCCAGACGGAGGGGAGCAUGGCGUUGGCAUUUCCGGUUCCAGUUGGACCAGUGCUUUCAAUUUCGCCAUGGAAUUCACCAGUGAUAUUGGGAGCCAGAUCCAUUGCCACACCGGUUGCUGCCGGCUGCACGGUGGUGUUCAAAGUAUCAGAAGCCUGCCCAAAGACUCAUCACUUGCUAGUUGAGAUUUUCAAACAGGCCGGACUUCCCGAUGGCGUAAUCAAUGUGCUCCAAACUCGCCGCGAAGACGCCGCCGCUGUGACUGAGGCGCUUAUUGCUCACCAAGCGAUUAGAAAAGUCGAGUUCGUUGGCAGUGUCGGCAUUGGCAAAGUCAUUGGCCAGCUAGGGGGGAAGUAUUUGAAACCCGUGCUCAUGGAGCUGGGUGGCAAAGGCCCAGCGAUCGUGCUUGCUGACGCUGAUCUGAAGGAUGCGGCUCAGAAGUGUGUCGCUGGUGCCUACCUACACCAUGGCCAGUUAUGCUUUUCCACAGAAAGAGUCAUCGUGAUAGAAUCAGUGGCCGAAAAAUUCCAAGAAUAUGUAAAGGAAGUUGCCACGAGUUUCCCUACCGGCAGCGGCGUCACCUCCCGCAUCAUCAACGCUUCACUCGACAAACUCAACGAUGCUCAAAGUAAAGGCGCCAAAUUCCUCGUUGGCGGUCCAGAGCGGGCGUCUAAGUCGGCUCUCAAGCCCACCAUUGUGACAGGGGUGACAAACGGCAUGGAAAUUGCAGAUGAGGAAGCAUUCGGACCCUCAUUCAGUCUCUAUAUUGUGAAAGACGACAAGGAGGCCAUUGAACUGGCGAACGCAACCAAGUACGGCUUGAACGCUGCAGUUCACUCAAAGGAUAUGCAGCAUGCGUUAGAGGUUGCGAAGGAAAUUGACACGGCACAAAUCCACAUUAACAGCAUGACUGCGCAUGAUGAACCGACAAUCCCGGUUGGAGGUAUGAAGGCCAGUGGUUGGGGACGAAACAAUGGUUUAUGGGGUCUGAAAGAAUUCACAGACAUCAAGCUGAUCACGCUCAGUCCGAAAGGGAAUGAUUUCAUCUGA